CGUCCCAACGUUCAAUGUCUUCCUCCUAUAGAGGAAAGUCCACAAGCAAGCAUUAUAGAUAAACCAGGAGAGGAGAAUAUGGAAACUAAGUGUCCAAGCCAAGAAGAAGGCCAGCAAAUUGACACGAAGACUAAAGUAGCAGUAAUCAGAGAGAAUAUGAAAAAAAUGAUAUUAAAUGGCUUCAGCAUGGCAAACUUACAUCACAUUACUUUACAAAUCUUGUAUGUGUAUUGUAAGUUGAAUAUGAAGUUUGAAAAACAUGAUUUUACUGAUCUCAUCAUUAAAAAUGGAGAAAGCAAUCUACUUAUCAUCCAAAAUUUCUUGUUAUACCUUCAAAAUCUUUGUAAUGAUCUGCUAAAAGCAACAGCUAGUACCAAACCGCAGAUAAUUCCCAAAAGAUGUUAUGAUGAUAUUAAAAAAGUGAAAGGUGCUGAUAAUAUUCUAAAAAAGAUUGGAUUCACCCCGGAUUCUUCCAACGGAGCUAAAAUAUCAAAAAGUAUGAUUGCAGACAAGGCAGCACUCAUAUCAUGGAUUAUAGAUCUUGCUAUUGCGCAGUGUGAACUGGUAAAUUUCAUGAAGGACAAGCAUCCAUAUCCUGGCUUUAUAAAGAAACUCCUGGAAGAAUCUGAAGUGGAGCAAGGAUGUAGCAUCUGUGGACAACCAAAGCCCAAUAUGAUUUGUUCAUCAUGUGAAGAUAAACAAUUGUGCACUAGUUGUGAUGUUACCUGGCACUCCCAUCCAAAGCGUGUUGAACAUAUACGUUCUCCAAUAAAAGAUACUGCUCCACCGAGUUUACUGUCUGGAAUUUCAAGUAUACAUCAAUCUGCAGAUCCAUAUAUCUCACAGAAACAAUAUCAAGAUGCUUUGGAUAUGGAUCCGAAGAAACUUGAACGUAUUUUACAGGACCUGAGUAAUACACUCGAGAGUAUGGAAUGUGAUGAAAAUUUUAAUGCCAAAAAAAUUGAAUUGGCACGCAAACGCACUGUUUUUACGAAUGUCUAUAUAAAGAAAGUUGAUAAAGAACUACAAAAAUUAAGCCAACAUAUUGAUAAUGUGGAUCGACACAUUCAAACUCUUGUAUUAGAUGACCGGGAUUUUUAUGAACGUGAUGAAUAUGUAGCCCUUACCCAAGACAAACAGUUUAUCCAACAAAAAAUAACUGAGUAUAGGGAAAAACAAAAAUAUUAUAUGCUUUUACCAUACAAGGAUGGUAAAUUAUUUCCCAGUCAUGCAUUAAGUCAGCAAGAAUAUGGUUAUAUGUCUGAUUCUCAAUUCAAUCGAGAUAACCACAGAUGUAAAGAUUCUUCAGUAAUGCUUUCUUCAAGUUAUGGUAAUUGGGAAAAAUCUCCACUGCAUAAACCUCCAAUGGUGCUCAGUGAUAAUUAUCUUGAUUUCCCAGACAUAAAUUUCUCUGUGCCACCGGAGUCUAGUCAGCUAGAUGAUCUUGCACAGUUAAUAGGAAAAUCUCCACAGAAAACAUCGCCUUUAACGACACUUUUCUCAAGUUUUGGUGGCUUGGCUGAUGAUGAUAUUGGAAUAAUUUAUUGGAAAUGUUCUACAUGUGGUCAUAAAAAUUCUACAGACAGGGAAAAAUGUUUUAAUUGUGACAAGUGGAAAGAAUGCAAAACUAGAAAAGACACACCUUCUUUUACUGAAGCAAAUGAAAAUAUGUCUACAACUUUCCAAACAGUGGCUGCUGAACAAGAUCAAAUUUUGUUAGAGAAAAAAAUUGCUCAGCAACAAUACAGAAACUCUCUUCAAAUGAUGUCUGAAGCCAACAACCCCUUUGAUUAUGAAUCUGCAAUAGAACCUACUUCUCCAUGUAGAACAGUGAAUCAACCAUGUAUUAAUUUAGAAGAUGAUAGAAAAAACCUGAGCUUUAACAAAGUCGAUAUGGCCACAGCAUCUCCUGAUGGUCUGGAUAAAAUUGAUAGGGUUAAAGUUUCAUCUGAAGAUCUGUCUCAAACCGGUGGGAUGAAAGCUUUGCCUGAAGAUCUGCAUAAAAUUGACGAGAAAAGGAGCCGAAUUGAGAUGGUAACUGAAGCUGGAGAAAUUGUCAAACAGUUACGGCUUGCUGAACAACAAGGGAUUGAUGUUGAUACAAUGGUGAUAGCACUUGAGAACGUAGAUGAAUCAGUUACUCCAAUGGAAUGGAUCCAGACCCAGUGGCCAGAUUAUAUCACAACUGCUACAGUCUUGAUUGUUAACCGAAUUGGAGUCCAGUUUCAUAAAGAAGACGUAACCUGUGCCUUGAAGAAGCAUAAAGGCAAUGUAGAAAAAGCUGUCGAAGAAUGUACUCAUUCUUAUCAAAAAAAGCUUAGAAAGUCGCAAGAAUUUGGCAAUUUCUCUGAAGAAGAUUUCAAACAAGCUUUUCAGAAACAUAGUGGAGAUGUUGAUCUAAUACUCCAAGAGUUAUUUACACCUAGUUUAGAUGAAUAUGAGAAAAGAAUUUGGGCUAUAAAUGAGCCUCUCAAUCGUUCGUUAUCAGCUGACUUAAUUAACCUUUUAAAAGACAAUCAAGUAGAUGUCCAAAGACGUGUUAGGGCAGCCUAUUCUGAAAUUGCAUUCAAAGGUUGGCGCCGAGCUGAAUAUGUUGUAGGUAUUAUUGACAAAAGUCUCCAAACUCUUGAGAACUGUGAUAUUGCUGAUAUUGUUGAAAUAGUGCAGAAUACAACUAGUAUGGACCUUGCUUUGAAACAGUUGAGAAUUGAAUGCAAAAUCUGCUUUAAUUCUCACCCCCAAACCAAAAUUAUGACACUUUGUUCGUGUGAUUGUAAAUUUUGUAUUGGAUGUUUCCAACAAUAUUUUGAGCUGAAGAUAAAUAAUGAACCUGUUGUUACUUGGACUUGUCCUAUAUGUAGCUUACCUGAACUUAGUGAAUCUGACACAGUUCGUAAUUAUUUCAACAUUUUAGGCAUCCAGAUUAAACAAAAUAAUUUUAGUCAUAAGACUAAUAUGUUGUAUGAGACCAAACUACGUGAUUGGCACUUACAGAGGGAUCCUAACUUCCGCUGGUGUCAGCAGUGUGGUGGUGGUUUUCUGUUUGAUGGAAAAGGACUGAAGAUGAGUUGUCCAUUUUGUAACAGAGCGAUGUGUUUUAAAUGUGAGAAAGUGUGGGGUGAUCAGCACCAGAAUCUAAGUUGUGAAAAAUACAAUGAAUGGUUGAUUAAUAACCAUCCAGAAAAUCAAGCACAAGGUCUUGAAAUAAUACUCAAAAAGAAUGGAAUUAUCUGUCCACAAUGUAAAUACGUUUACUUCCUAAGUAAAGGUGGUUGUAUUCAUUUUACCUGCAAAGAAUGCCGACAUCAGUUUUGUUCUGGCUGCCAGAAAAAAUUUUACUCAAAAGAUGAAUGCAAAAAAUUCAAAAGCUGUUGCACAAAAGGUAUCCAUGCCCACCAUCCAAGAAAUUGUUUAUAUUACCUGCGAGACAACUCUAUUGGAGACCUGCAGAAAUUACUUCAGAUGAGUCAUGUAAAUUUUGACACAGAAUCUAAAGAACAAGUCGAUGUGUGUCCUGUGAUUGAACAGAAAGAAAUCUCGUCUGAUACUUACAAAGAUGCCAAAUGUGGAAAAGAUGCUUCACGGGGUAACGCUGGUUUUUGCACGGAUCAUUACAAGGAAUAUUUAAUAACAUUGAUCAAUGAAAACAAAGUCGACCCCAUUGAGUUGUUCACGAAACAGAAAAUUAUACAAGUUCUUUCUCGCUAUGACAAAACUGCCCCAGACCAAGGCAAUCAGUCAGAAAGUGAAUAUAUCAACUCUCUCAAAAAGUUGCUGCAGCAAGUUGAACCAAUUUUGAAAUGAAAGCCUGACUGAUAAUUUUAUUUUUGUUAACCUGAGAUAUAUUUUGUUAAUUUAUUUAAUUUAAUCUUUUUUUUUUUGAUUUGUUAACAUUCUGAGUCGUAGGAAAUGGUACUCUUGGCAGAGCAGCAUUUAAUUACAAGAAUUGCAUAAGUUUUUAAGCUUUCUGAAGUUAAAAAUGGACAAGGGAAUGUAUAGUGUACAGAUUGGAUUGAAGUCUAUAGAUUAGUCAUGUAGAGAGAAAGCAUGGUUGAAUGAUAAUGUAGACCACUUUGCAGCCAUUGGUCCUGAGUUCAAUCUCACCAUAUGGCACUUUGACCAUGUGUCUUCUGUCCUGCCUUUCAACCUUGUGAGUGGAAUUUAAUUAGUUUCUGUCUGCUAAAUUUCACUCAUUAAACUGAAAGCUAUGGUAAAAGACACACAUACGUGUGUAUGUAUUUAUCUGUGUGUGUGUGUUUGUGUAUAUG
Messenger RNA from Octopus sinensis (East Asian common octopus), 4268 nucleotides. RefSeq names its product E3 ubiquitin-protein ligase RNF31. Lineage: Eukaryota; Metazoa; Mollusca; Cephalopoda; Octopoda; Octopodidae. The transcript has 22 exons. The record is from RefSeq and is a predicted model, not a curated record. Gene Ontology annotation, cellular component: LUBAC complex. Bases 79 to 3804 code for a protein of 1241 amino acids. Gene Ontology annotation, molecular function: zinc ion binding; K63-linked polyubiquitin modification-dependent protein binding; ubiquitin protein ligase activity. Gene Ontology annotation, biological process: protein linear polyubiquitination.